UCAAGGGCUGUUUAAUUCGUCUGCAGUGAGUUGACGGCACGCUGCCUCUUCGUCACUGUCAUCGUCUCCCGUCAGAGCGGAAGAAGUGAUGGCGGAGACGGACGACAUCGACAUAAUGAUGAAUUAUCACGGAGAUGUGUUCAAAAACGACAGAAAGACCUGCCGCUAUCCUUACUGCGUUGUGUGGACUCCAAUUCCUAUUCUCUCGUGGGUGCUGCCAUUCAUCGGUCAUAUGGGGAUAUGCACCUCUUCUGGAGUCAUUAGAGAUUUUGCAGGCUCUUACUUUGUGUCGGAGGACAGCAUGGGCUUUGGAAGACCAACAAAGUAUUGGAAGCUUGACGUGGACAAAGUGUGUGGCAACGGUGCUGUUACUUGGGACAAAGCGGUGCAUGAUGCAUCCGAGGAAUACAAAUGCAGGCCGCACAACUUGUGCUUAGAUAACUGCCAUUCCCACGUUGCCAUGGCUCUCAACCUCAUGCGCUAUGACAACAGCACCUCUUGGAACAUGGUCAACUUGUGUGUGCUGUCGCUCAUUCAUGGCAAAUAUGUAAGCUGGCCUGCGUUCCUCAAGACCUGGCUGCCCUUCGUCAUGCUCUGCGGAGUCUUCGCCAUGUUCGUCCUAACAUUCAACCUUCAGUAAUGCAGCACAACAGCAAACUCAUUUAGUCACAUUUCUUUGAUUUGCCUCUUGCUUCAUUG
Messenger RNA from Dunckerocampus dactyliophorus (ringed pipefish), 699 nucleotides. Its product is annotated as transmembrane protein 222-like. Lineage: Eukaryota; Metazoa; Chordata; Actinopteri; Syngnathiformes; Syngnathidae. Bases 89 to 640 code for a protein of 183 amino acids. The record is from RefSeq and is a predicted model, not a curated record. The transcript has 6 exons.